GCUCCCGCUCCUCCCAGCUCGCACCUCCCCCUCCCCCUCCCCGCUCUCUCCCCGCGCGCCCCCACCGUCCGCCCCGCGCUCGCCUGGCGCGCAGGCAUCGGCCGGCAGGGCGCGGGGAGCGGGGCGCGGGCGGCGCUCGCCUCUGCGGAGCCGCCCCCCGGCCGCCGCCGCCGCGCAUUGCCCAGCCCGUGCCGCCAGGGCUGUCGCCGCCGGCUGCCCGCUCCGAGUACGCCGCGGCAGCGGGAGCCCGGACGCCGGCCCCGAGCGCCCCGCAGACGGGCGGGCGGCUGUGGACGUCCGGCCAGCAGCCCGCAGCAUGGAUUCGGAUUCCGGCGAGCAGAGUGAGGGCGAACCCGUGACCGCGGCAGGUCCCGACGUUUUUAGUUCAAAGAGCCUUGCCCUUCAAGCCCAGAAGAAGAUCCUGAGCAAAAUCGCCAGCAAAACCAUGGCGAACAUGUUGAUUGAUGACACCAGCAGUGAGAUCUUCGAUGAGCUCUACAAAGUCACCAGAGAGCACACCCACAACAAGAAGGAAGCCCACAAGAUCAUGAAAGACUUGAUCAAGGUGGCAAUCAAAAUCGGAAUACUCUACCGGCACAACCAGUUCAGCCAGGACGAGGUGGUCAUCGUGGAGAAGCUCAGGAAGAAGCUGAACCAGACGGCCAUGACCAUCGUCAGCUUCUAUGAGGUGGAGUACACCUUCGACAGGAACGUGCUCUCCAAGCUCCUGCACGAGUGCAAGGACCUGGUGCACGAACUGGUACAGCGACACCUGACGCCCCGGACCCACGGGCGCAUCAACCACGUCUUCAACCACUUUGCUGACGUGGAGUUCCUCUCCACCCUGUAUAGUCUGGAUGGAGACUGCCAGCCCAACCUCAAGAGAAUGUGUGAAGGAAUCCAUAAAUUGCUAGAUGAGAAAGUCCUCUGAAUGCCUUCUCUCCUCCUGGACUUUGCUGAGUUCCAGCUACAGCACCCGGUGUGGUCCAGGUUAGAAUCCAGAAAAGAGGAAACCCUCGUCCAAGAUGCCCGUGUCCUGCCCUAGUUACCCGUCUGCUGUUGAUGUCAGAUUUCACUCAGGUGUGUUUCUCCCCUGAGCCCACUGAUGAGCUCUGUACCUCCAGUCACCUUGGUCCGCCAGCCCGAAGGACACAUCAUCCCUUCUCAGCAGAAGGCUGCUGUGCUCAUCAAGGUGAGCUCGCUUCAUCUUGUGGGGUGGAAGGAGCCCUGGACCAGGAGUUGGAGGACGUGGAUCUGGCUCCCGGCUUCACCAGUCCAGCCAUCCUCGGGACCCUGGGACCACGAUGCCCGCCUGCCUCCCUCCCAGGGCUACUCGCAGGUUCAAAGGAGGCAACGUAUGUUCACGCCUUUGAAAACUCUAACGUAAGGUCUUAUUAUUUUCUCUUUGGAGUGUGAGAGGGACCCACCUGGAUCUAGACUACUACGCAGCAGAGAAGAAAAGAAUAUCAGUAUCUAGUGGGCCAGGUUUACAGUCUGUCUCCAGACGUGCUGUUUCAGACACAAAUGAAUACAAAGGUAUGAAAAAGCAUAGCUGCAGACUGGAAAACUCUUUUCCAAGAGCUGUGUUUUUUAGGUCCCAGGUGCAGGUUUAUGAUCCCACAGAGGGAGUCUUUCCAGCGGGGGUGUGGAGAGUUUCCCACGCCUGACACAGGGGCAGAGAACUGUGCCCCCUGCAGGCCCGGCCUCCCCCUCCAAGGGGCGCCGCCCCUGAGGUGCGGGAGGGCGCAUCCCGGCAGCGCGGGAGAGCGGGCCGAACGAACCCCUAUCCCUCUCUCCUGGCCUUUCACAGUCCCAUUGUGCUAGUUUCUUCGGUUCAUCAAUAAAUUGAAACUACCCUUCAAACAAGAGGUUUUGGAGUUGUGAUUCCAAAAUAAGAUGCCUUGGAGUUAGAUACACUGUUAAGAACAAUGGGAUUGAAAGGCAGACAAUGCGGAGCAGGACACUCAGACUCUGCGGGGUGGGGCGGGGGGAGCGAGAAGGGGGGCAUGGCCAGCUCGCUCACGGACAUGUGGCCGCCUUCUCUGACCAGCUCCCAGCCCCGUUUUCACGCUGUGGCUUCUGACAUAUUUUUGUCAGCUCUUCACAAACAUCAGGACAGGGUAUUGUGUGCCUUCUCAUGUUGUCUGCAGGACGCCACGUUAGGAGACUUGCUUCCUGCAUCACCUUCCAUCCCACUCUGCUUCUUGUACCUGCUGAUGAUGUCAGUAUACCACAUUAGCCCAGCCCCUGGCUCAGCCCUUCAGAAAACGGUUUGUGGGAGGCUGUGAGGCGACAUCCUGUGAGCCUCCGGUGGCCAUGCCGCCUCAUGUCAACAUCAGUGCAAACCAUCAGUUAAGUUCUUCAGCUGCCAGCACUGAAAAGUAGUUCAUAGGGGGGCGCCUGGGUGGCUCAGUCGGGUAAGCGUCUGCCUUCAGCUCAGGUCGUGAUCUCAGGGUGCUGGGAUCCAGCCCUGCGUCGGGCUCCGCAGGGAGCUUCUCCCUCUGCUCCUCCCCGCAGCUCAUGCUCACUUCUGCUCUCUCUCUCAAAUAGAUAAAUUUUAAAAAAUAAAAUAAAAAUUAGUUCAUAGGAAGGAUGUCCAGGAGGGAAGAGGGACCAGGUCAGUCAGCCCCAGCCCCCCCUCGCAGACCUGAGGACUGAACGUUGAUGCCCUGUGCUCAUGUGGGCUGGGGGGGUCGUCCCAGCAAUGGAAGCUGCAGCUGACAGGCUCUUCCCUUCCCAGUCGCCCACUAGACAGCAAGCAGCCCAGCAAUAGCUGAUUUUUCACAUGGUGUCCUCAAUGCCUGCCUUGGUGUACUCGUCUGAUUAAGGACUCCUUCCUAGUUUGAGAGAUGGUUCUAGAAGCAGCAGGUCCUUUUUUCACUAAGCAGCUACCCGGAGAAUUCAGACCCACCAGGACUGGGUGGGACUAUCUUCUGUCCAUCUGAGAAACAGCAGGGAAGAAGGCGGGGUCCCCAGGUUCUCCCCACUCCACAGGCUACCACACACAUCAGUUUCUGACAGUCCAUUGAGUCCCUAAGGAAACUGGGUCCUCCUUGUUCUCGUCAGAGAAGGACCAGCACUUCCACCAGCACGUCUCAGCGAGUGCAAAAGCAGAGUGUAGACCAAAAUCUGUUCUACUGCCUUAGACCGCCCCCACUGAGGCAGCCAAGGGGCUCUCUAGUGUGUGGCCAGUUGGGUGUAUCUCAAGCUUAUCAACAGUACCCAGGGAGAGUGGGCUACCCGGGCCCAAGUAGCCCACAUGCCUCUAAAAAUAGCCCAAGUCAAUCCCAUGUGUACAUUUUAAACAUAACCAUUGGCAUAUAAACUCAAGUGAUUAUCAAGUUUCAUCAGCCAGCGAAAAAGCUUACAAAUUUCAAACACUUUACAUAAUAAUCUAGUGAACCAAAAAAAGAAUCACAUUAUUGAUUUAUCCUAAGGACUCUACCCACAUCACUGUGUCCCUGAAAGGCUGUUUUGGCUGAAAAAAAAAAAAAAAAAAAAUAUAUAUAUAUAUAUAUAUAUGACAGAGACCAGCAGAUGCUAGAUGCUUUCCAAAACAGGACUCUCUAGAUGUGCAUUUGUGCUCAGAACUCUACAAAAUUUUCUUUCUUCCUUUCUUUCUUUCUUUCUUUCUUUCUUUCUUUCUUUCUUUCUUUCUUUCUUUCUUUCUUUCUUUCUUUCUUUCUUUCUUCUUUCUUAUUUUUUAUUAAUUGACAGAGAGAGAGACAGCGAGAGAGGGAACACAAGCAGAGGGAGUAGGAGAGGGAGAAGCAAGCUUCCCGCCCAGCAGGGAGCCCGACGCGGGGCUCGAUCCCAGGACCCUUGGAUCAUGACCUGAGCCGAAGGCAGUCGCUUAACCAACUGAGCCACCCAGGUGCCCCAGAACUCUACAAAAUUUUCAAUGAGGAAGUUAGAAUAUCUGCCUUCAGAUGGCACCAAAAAGAACACAGAUUUCAAGAGAAGCGGGACAAAAUCACUCCACCGAGCAGGCCCGGCGUGCACUUCAGAGAGCAGUGCCUGGCUCAGCAAGCAAGGGCGUAGACGACACUCGUUCUCUAAGAGUGGGGGUGGCAGGAGCAGUCUGCCUCCAUCAUCGGGACACAUCCCUAGGUCUUCAGCCAUCUGUGAGCACCCAGGUCUGUCGCCUGGGAGGACCGUGGACUGGGGUUUGAAAUCCCCCAUCCCUGGUUGUGUGUCCUUCCUCAGGCAUCUGAGCCCUGCAGAAACACAUUUCCUGCCGGCUGUGCUUGCCGUGUGUCUGUGUUGCCCUUCCUCCCUGGGUUUGCAUCUGGUGAGUCUCGACACCCUCGGCACCAUCAGGUCUCUGCUCAGUGACAAAUCAAAAUGAAAAGACUCCUCCAUCUGUGCUUCUCCUCCAAACUCCCACCUCCCCCAUCUGUACAUCCUUCAGAAGCAAAUCAGUACAUUCAUUGGCUCCUCAAUGAAUUUCUUACAUCCAUUUAUAUUUAAAAAAAAAGAGAGAGAGAGAGAGAGAGCGGGCUCAGGGCGCCUGGGUGGCUCAGUCAGUUAAGUGUCUGCCUUCAGCUCAGCUCAUGAUCCCAGGGUCCUGGGAUCGAGCCCUGCAACGGGCUCCCUGCUCAGCGGGAAGCCUGCUUCUCUCUCUCCUACUCCCCCUGCUUGUGUUCCCUUUCUCACUGUCUCUCUCUCUCUGUGUCAAAUAAAAAAAAAAAAAAAAGCUCAAAUCAGGCCUGUGUGCCCCCUGCCCCAUCAUCUUUGGGGGUUGUUUUGUUUUUUAAUUCAGUAGGGUCUCAGGUGUCAAGAGCACAACCAAUCAGUGAAAAUUCUAGGUCAGCUAACUUUGGCUGUGAGAACACUGCAUUAGCAGGAGCUGUCCAGUAAUGGACAGGGAGCUUGACAACAGAGUCCUGAAUCAGAUGGCCUUGAAGGAGAGGGUCCCCAUGGCCCUCCCAACUCCAAAUUGCGUGGCCAGUUUCCCUUAUUUAGUCUGACUGUGCUGUGGGGGCCACAGACCAGACCCACCUCCUGCUCUUUCCUUGGAGGUUUUUUUUAUUGUUAGGGGGAAGACUCUUCUACAACCCAUUCCUCAAAACGGCAUCUAGGAGCCCCCGAGAGUUCUGGCAGGGGCGCGGGGAAAGAAGGCGUGGUAGCAGGGAAGAGGGAAGAGGCCAUGAGUUCUAAAGGGAGUUUGGGACUUUUGUCCAUUCUGGCCCCUUUUUUUUUCUCAAAUAACAUCAAGGUAAGUACCUUCUGAAUCUUGUGGGGAAGAGACUUUGUAGCUGGAGGAUGUUUCUCUUGGUGCUUACAGUGUCAUUCAUGCCGAAUGAUCAAGAAUUUAACCGAAUGUACUUCUGCAGCGGGUCUGUAGGUCUUCGGGGUCCAUGGGUUUUCAAUUUUGAGAAAUGUUAACAUAUGAAAGUGCCGCCUUGUCCUUGACGGUGCCUUACAACGGUUGAGGGACACAGCGACGGGCUGCAGGAAGAGGCGGACUCCCACCUGUCCUGCCUGCCCUUUGAAACUGGCCAGGAAAAUCUACCACAUAGAAACAAAAGAAUUGGCCAACCCGUCCCAGCAAUCCUAAUAAUGAAACUCCAAGGCCCAAGAGAGGCCAUCACUAGAGACCACAGGCACUGCUCCCUCCAAGGAAGGGCACAGAGAAGUUGCCCGCACGCCCUCAAAUCCUAUCCCAGCGCCAGCUUUGCUGGAGUGCAGAAUCCCAGGCGCGAAGAGGGUGCGCGGCUCCAGGAGCCCAGGACCUAACUCCUUGGCUGGACUGAAGAAGAAAGCACAUGGCACUCAGGUAGUGGUGUCAUCGAACGCCUCCGCACCCAGAAGAAGGAAGAACCAGCCAGAGCAAGCUAUCGCUCACUCCCCCGCCCCCAAAAGCCCCCCAGUGCUGCUACUAACCUGUCAUUUCCCUUCUUUGCCCUUCGUUUGCAGUGCUGGGGCAGGGCUCUGCAGAGUAGGGGUCCCAGCCACCCACCCAGGUAGCCAGAGCUUGGGCAGCCGGGCCCCCCAGGCUGUGGUAUAAAGCUCCUCCUUGCCGACUGCCAAAGCCCUUCUGGACCAGUUCCUAGGACAAGAGAGUCUGGGGUUUGGCUCCCGAGGAGGGGCUGGAUGGAAGCCAGAGCUUGGCACGGAGCGGAUGCUGGAGGCUAGCCGGGGAGCGGCAAUCCGUUGUGUUGUGGAGGGAGAAAAGCACUCUUCCAGACUCUGUCACUUGGGAAGGAGGAGCCUGUGGGCUGUUUCUCUCUGUGUGACUGGGUUCCUUCUGCCUCCCAGAGCUGCGUUUCCCUGGGGAGAAGGUCUUACUCCUUCAGUGGUGGGAUGGGGCAGCCCCUGCUUGGUGGUUCAGAAACAGCUACGACUUGAUUUUAGAACUAGAUGGUGGGUUUGGUUUGGGGGAGACAGGUAUCCGGGGGUUUGUUUUCUUUGUGGCUUUCCUAGGCAGUGCAAACUGUAGAACAUGGGACGAGCCAUGAGUCAGAAGGUUUAGUCUCGGCUCACCUGCUACCUGGUGACUUCCUUGCACUUCGCCUCCCUCGGCCCGUGAACAUAGAGCUGCCCAAAAUCGCUAAGAAUCCUUCUUGUUCCAUAGUUCUGUGUUCUGAGCAUCAUAGGAGAGAAGCUCUGGGCAUUUUUUCCUUGUAUGGUUCUUAGAAGGGAAACUAGUCAUUAGUGAAAUGAAGCAAUAGCUUCCACACAGACUGAGAAAUGACUCAAUGAUCCCCUUCAGGACUUUUGAUCAUAGAUAGAAGUUCAUGAUUUUAGAAAGGAAAAGCUUUAAGCUAGAAAAUGCAAGGUAAAAUUAGGACUCCAGGGGCGCCUGCAUGGCUCAGUCGGUUAGGGAUCCGACCCUUGGUUUUGGCUCAGGUCAUGGUCUCAGGGUCCUGGGAUCGAGUCCCAUGCCGGGUUCCACACUCAGCAUGGAGUCUGCUUGAGAUUCUCUCUGUCUGCUCCUCCUGCUUGUAUUCUCUCUUUCUCUCUCUCUCUCUCAAAUAAAUCUUUUUUAAAAAAUUAGGACUCCAUAAGGACCAGAGAAUGGAACAAUGUGAGCUGAGGUAGAAAGCCAGUCAGGCAGCAGCUUAGCUGGGGCCCACUGGGAUUCAAUGUCAGGACCAACCAUCUACUGAGACAUACAUUUCAAACUGAGAUGUGUCAGACUCAGUAAUGUAUCUCUGUAGAGAUAACAGGGUACUAAGCAAAGUCGUAAGUAAGUCAUUACUGAUUUGAGUCAAAUAUCAUAGGUAAUUAUCAGAAUUAUUUUAAACUAUAUAAAUAAAGCCAUUCCCCCAACACAUGAGAUUUUAUGGAGUUCUUAGAUCUCUUUUUCCC
Molecule: messenger RNA, 7314 nt
Organism: Mirounga angustirostris (Northern elephant seal)
Lineage: Eukaryota; Metazoa; Chordata; Mammalia; Carnivora; Phocidae
Gene: TNFAIP8L3
Product: TNF alpha induced protein 8 like 3
Exons: 2
Coding region: 317-931 (204 amino acids)
Biological process (GO): regulation of apoptotic process
Cellular component (GO): cytoplasm
Source: RefSeq, a predicted model, not a curated record